AUGGUCCUAUGGCAUCCACCCGAUGCCCCUUGGGUGAAGCUGAAUACAGAUGGUGUCUUCUCCUCGACGACAUUGGAGGCGGGAGAGGGAGGACUUGUUCGUGGCACUGAUGGAGAUCUUCUGCGGGCCUUCUAUUCUCCAGUGGAUGCAUCGUCAAGCUUUGAGGCGGAGCUUAUGGCUCUUAUCCGAGGCUUGGAGAUGGCCAUGGAGUUUUCUACACACAUCUGGAUAGAGCUUGACUCAGCAGCUCUGGUUACUUUAAUGUCAUCUGGACAACCUGGUUCUGCGGAUUCUCACACAUCUACAGAGAAGGAAACCGUGCUGCCGAUUUUCUUGCAGCAUCUCCCUGAUGCCCCUUGGGUGAAGCUGAACACUGAUGGAGUCUUCUCUACAUCGACAAUGGAGGCGGGAGAGGGAGGAUUGGUUCGUGGUUCUGAUGUAGGUCUUCUGCGGGCCUUCUAUUGUAACGACCGGCCCAUCUAG
Messenger RNA from Salvia hispanica, 483 nucleotides. The record is from RefSeq and is a predicted model, not a curated record. Lineage: Eukaryota; Viridiplantae; Streptophyta; Magnoliopsida; Lamiales; Lamiaceae.